Messenger RNA from Arthroderma uncinatum, 813 nucleotides. RefSeq lists its product as uncharacterized. The coding region runs from base 1 to 813 and encodes 270 amino acids. Lineage: Eukaryota; Fungi; Ascomycota; Eurotiomycetes; Onygenales; Arthrodermataceae. The transcript has 3 exons. The record is from RefSeq and is a predicted model, not a curated record.
AUGGCCCCUAGAAAGGCCAAAGCCGCGAAAAAGGCCACGGCGGUAAAGCCCAAAGUGGUGAAGCCAAAGGAGGUGAAGGCCAAAGUGGUAAAGGCCAAGGAGGUGAAACCCAAGGUGGUGAAGGCACCAGAGCCCAGCAUACAAGCUGGAGCAGAAACAGAGACGGCUGAGGUGAAAGCCGUAGCACAUCCACGAAAAGGUAUUGUUGUUAUCCCUUCCCUCCUCCCGAUGGGAUGCUUGAUGUUGCUUGUCGGCGACUAUGAAGAUAAGGGAGAGGACAUUGACUACUGGCGCGUACGCCUAGGUUGGUCAGGGGAGGAGAAGCCCCGUAAGGUUUACUACCGCUACGAGGCAGUUGGAGAUCCCACACAAACUGGGGACGACGGGCAGGUCCCUGAACUCCGGUUUGUGUGGCUGUUUGAAACAGGAGAAUGGGCAGACAAGGGGGCGAUAAUGAGAGAAAGGGCGCUGAAGGCGCAGAAGGAGGAAGAAGAACGGCAGGCAGCUAUUGAUGCCGCCGAAGAAGGCGAAAAAUUGGGGCGUGGAGCCCGUCGAGGAAGAGCCGCUCGUGCUGCGCCUGAUGUUACUCCUGGCGCUGGUCGCCAGGAUAGCAAAGGGACGACUGUCGAAGGAUUGGUGGAAGGGGAAGAUAGUGCUAGUCACUCUCCCCCUGAGACUGUCGUGAAGGGGAGGAGAAAGGGUAAGACGCCUGCGGUAGCGAAGCCACGCUCGAAGCGAAAAAGGGGAGGAGACGAUGAUAACGAGCCGGCUGGACCGGCUAAAAAGCGAGCGACUAGGAAAGCCCGGGCAUGA